GUCUCAGCAGCUAUGGGCGUUUGCGAGGCGGUAGGCUGUUGGGAAGAAGCCCUGGACCUCCUGUCCAACUUCACCUCAAUGAAUCUUGAGGGGAACAUCGUGGCCUACAAUGUCGCCAUGGCGGCCUGUGGUUCGCAGGAGCAGUGGAGGCUCGCCCUCAGCCUUAUGGAGCAUCUUCUUGAGCAUGGGCCGCAGCCUUCCAUCAUCACGUACAACUCCCUCAUUGCAAGCUGCGGUCGAGCACAAGAAUGGCAGCGUGCGCUUGCUUUGCUGGCAGAGGUUGAAGAAAGUCAGCUUCAAACCACGGCGGUCUCCUACAACGCAGCUCUGAGUGCGUGUGAGAAAUCAGCGAGGUGGCCGCAAGCUGUGCUGAUCUUCGCUAACCUGGAGAAG
Molecule: messenger RNA, 393 nt
Organism: Symbiodinium pilosum
Lineage: Eukaryota; Dinophyceae; Suessiales; Symbiodiniaceae
Source: the annotation of a GenBank genome assembly